AUGGCACAAGUAUUAUUUCAACUUCCAAAAGAGCUUUUGGUUCACACGUUAUCAUUCCUCCAACCCGAUGAAUUAGCAUCCAGUUUUGGACUCCAUGAGUUAUUAUACGCUGAUGAUGGUGAUCCGUUUACCCAGAUAAGACAGUUGGCAUUAUGGGCUAAAUAUCUGGAUCGAAACGUUGCAAUGAGUAACAAUGUUUUUGAAGGAUUGAACCAACUUGAUUUAUUGCAUUUGAAAUACUUGAUUAAGUACAAUAUAUUGAUUCGACCAAAAGAGAUAUCGUUUGUUUUAUUUGAUUUUACUAACUAUGCUGGUUCAUAUAAGUAUUUUGAAGUGAUCAACACUUAUUAUCUUGAAUAUUUGAAGAAAUUCACUGAUUGCUUUAGUAUACAGUUAAUUUUGGUUGAGAAUGUCGAAAUUGAUAAUUACUUGGUCAAAUCAAUGUUUGAACCAUUUAAUUUAAAUAACUUCAAAAUCAAUUGGUUUACAAUUAAAUAUUUACCAAAUUCAAUGACUGGUAAUCAACAGUUUGACUUUGAGGAUUUAAAUGACCGAAACGCAGAGUAUAGGAUUAAUGAUUUCCUUAAAAAUAACGAUGGUUUGAUGGUUGAAAAUUUAAAAUUACAUUUAUUCAGCUCAAAUAACUUAUUGCAUCAUUUAAGAAAUGAUCCUUCCAGUGAUAAUGCUUGCUUUUACUGUAAUUCCUUGAAAACAAUUGAUUUCUCCUAUAAUAAUCUAAAGGAUGAUGAUUUGCAAAAUAUUAAUUUCCCGCAACUGCUCGAAUAUUUAAACCUUUCUAAUAACAACCUUUGCUUUUUAUUAAAUCAUAAUUUCAAUCUAACUUGUUUAAUGAAUUUGAAAGUUUUGAAUAUUUCAAAUAAUAAUAUCAUGCAAUUCAACUUUAAUACCAAUCACUUGCCCUCGGAUCAUAAUUAUCAAUUGGAACACCUAGACUUAUCCGGUAACAACCUUACUGAUUAUCAAGAUUUAUUCAAAACUAACAAUUUAUUUUUCAAAAACUUGAUUUCAAUUGACUUAUCUAGAAACUUGAUAUCAAAAUUAUCGUCUUUCCCUUCAUUGUUAAAACGCAUCAACCUUAAUGGCAACCACUUGAGCAACUUUAUAAAAGAACUCAAUGGCGAAAUAUUUCCUAAAAACUUAUUAGAGCUCUAUAUCAGUUUUUGCAGAAUUGUCGGAGAGAAAAAUCUUUAUCCUUUGUUUAUUAGUCAUUUGAUAUUUGAAGAAAACCUCUUCAAACUUCGUCUUUUGGAAAUUACUGGCGGUGCAAUUGAUUACUCGAAUUUCCAUUCCAAGUCUACUUUACCUCUUCAUUUACAAGUUUUAUAG
Molecule: messenger RNA, 1347 nt
Organism: Hyphopichia burtonii NRRL Y-1933
Lineage: Eukaryota; Fungi; Ascomycota; Pichiomycetes; Serinales; Debaryomycetaceae
Exons: 1
Coding region: 1-1347 (448 amino acids)
Molecular function (GO): protein binding
Source: RefSeq, a predicted model, not a curated record